Messenger RNA from Sus scrofa (pig), 6348 nucleotides. RefSeq names its product MCF.2 cell line derived transforming sequence like (gene MCF2L). Gene Ontology annotation, biological process: intracellular signal transduction; positive regulation of Rho protein signal transduction. NCBI's taxonomy places the organism in Eukaryota, Metazoa, Chordata, Mammalia, Artiodactyla, Suidae. Gene Ontology annotation, cellular component: cytoplasm. Gene Ontology annotation, molecular function: protein binding; guanyl-nucleotide exchange factor activity. The record is from RefSeq and is a predicted model, not a curated record.
CUAGUCGGGUUCAUUAACUGCUUAGCCACAGCAGGAACUCCCUGGACAAAGUUUUAAUCAGUAACACUGCUCAGCGUUUAGAUAUUUUAGGAGAAACUGAUGACCCCCAGCCCCUCACAUCACAACUGCCUGCACAUCCUGACUCACCAGCCCCCACGGUGGCUCCCAGGGUCGGGAGCACUACAUGCCCAGGCGGGGACAGCCAGGCCCACGGCUCCUGGCUGAUUCCAGUCCCCCGUGGUGGCUGCUUCCGUGGCUUCGUAGGGCUCCCUUUUCCACGUGGCUGUUCCCAAGGCACCGCGCCCUGGUCUCGGGAAGGAGCCCGCGUCCCGGACACCACAUCAAAGGCGCCAUCUGUUUCCUCCGGAUUGUGGGCUGGGACAGCCCGUCGUGGAAGCCGGCACGAAGGGGAGAGAAGCGAAAGUGCGGGCGGCCCUGCUCAGGCUUGGGUCUGGUCCCGGACACUCUCAGGAGGGGGGCAAACAGGCAUCCUCGUGCCGCACCGUGGGCCAUCGGGGGGCUCUCAGCAUGCGAUGCGGCACUUCAUCCUCCGGAUGCCCCCGUGUUGCACGGCUUAACGGGUGCGAGCUGAACUGCCAGGCAGCUGCCUGUGAGCCCUUGCGACGGGAGGGCUCCCGGCUGUCAUGGAGGAGAUGCAGCCCCGGGACCGUCCUGCGGCUGCGGGCGCGAGGCGGGCUCAGCCUCUCUGUGCAAAGUGUCGCUCGCCAAGCCAGGCAGCAUCUCCGUUUCCUCUCCGAGCUGGACAGCAGGCAAGACUAAUAGCCGGAACUUCCCAGUUUAUUUCCAGGGAGCCGGGCCUCCCGCCUGCGGUUGUCCUCUGGAACAUAAGGCUUCCUGAGCUUGGAAGGUGUGUUUGGCUCGCAGAGUCCCCGAGGCCGGGGGUGCAAAGCCCCCGCUAAGGAAGGAAACGCCCAGGACUCGUGAAUCGAUGGGCCAGGCCCUCGCCACACAGGGGCCGUUGUCUGACACACAGCCGGCUUCUCCUGUGCUGAGGCCUGCGAGGGUGCCAGGCGGGCAAGGGCUGCAGCGGCCUCUGUGGUGUGCAGGUGGCAGGAGGUGGAUUCCUCUGCCUCCCAAGUGGCCCGUGGGUGCCGGGCGUUACGGGGACUGUGGCCCGGACAGUCCACUCGGGGUCUUCAGAAGCCGUGUUGCCCGCCUAGCGUGCAGCCAGCGCCCGGGGCCCCACCCCACGUGUCUGGAAUCUGCCCGGGUCUCAACUCCCAGCGGAUCCCUGCUCGUGCCCUCAGAUCGGGUGUGGCUGUUGCGUGAGCCUGUCCUGAAGACCCAGAGCCUCUGCUGCCCGUCCUGGUGGGAAGACGACGUGAUGGCCAAGAGGGGAGCAUCUCCAGGGCCCCCCCAACGGUGGCUCUGCCUGUUGCCCCCACUGCGGCGCUGGCGGCGCCGGGAGGCCUCGAGGGGCCCACCGCCGGACGAAAUCAUGCACCAGGACCUCAGCCCGCUCUGUGCAGCCGACAUCCAGGAACAGCUGAAGAAGCGCUUUGCCUACCUGUCUGGUGGGCGGGGGCAGGACGGCAGCCCGGUCAUCACCUUCCCGGACUACCCGGCCUUUGGCGACGUCCCGGACAAGGAGUUCCAGAAUGUCAUGACCUAUCUCACCAGCAUCCCCAGCUUGCAGGAUGCUGGCAUCGGCUUCAUCCUGGUCAUCGACCGGAGGCAGGACAAGUGGACCUCGGUGAAGGCAUCCAUCCUGAGAAUAGCAGCAUCCUUCCCCGCCAACCUCCAGCUCGUCCUCGUCCUGCGCCCCACGGGCUUUUUCCAAAGGACCCUCUCCGACCUUGCCUUCAGAUUCAACAGAGAUGAUUUUAAGAUGAAGGUGCCGGUCAUCAUGCUGAGCUCAGUACCCGAGCUUCAGGGCUACAUCGACAAGUCGCAACUGACUGAGGACCUGGGCGGGACGCUGGAUUACUGCCACUCCAGGUGGCUGUGUCACCGCACAGCGAUCGAGAGCUUCGCCCUCAUGGUCAAGCAGACAGCGCAGAUGCUGCAGGCCUUCGGGACCGAGCUGGCCGAGACGGAGCUGCCCAACGACGUCCAGUCCACAAGCUCCGUGCUCUGUGCCCACACGGAGAAGAAGGACAGAGCCAAGGAGGACAUGAGGCUGGCGCUGGACGAGGGGCGGAGCGUCCUGGAGAGCAUCCGCGAGCCGCUGGCCAAGAGCCCGGAGCAGAGCCUGAACCAGGACCAGCUGGACAGUCAGACCACCGUGCAGCGGCUCCUGGCCCAGCUGAAUGAAACCGAGGCCGCCUUUGAUGAGUUUUGGGCAAAGCAUCAGCAAAAACUGGAGCAGUGUCUGCAGCUCCGGCAUUUCGAGCAGGAUUUCCGGGAGGUCAAAGCCGCUUUGGACGCGUUGGCCCAGAAGGUGGCAACCUUUACGGACGUGGGCAACAGCCUGGCACACGUGAAGCACCUCCUGCAGGACCUCACCAGCUUCGAGGAGAAAUCCAGGGCAGCGGUGGAGCGGGCCCACGCCCUGUGCCAGGCAGGUGAGCAGCUCAUCGAGCACAAGCACUACGCCGUGGACUCCAUCCGCCCCAAGUGCCACGAGCUCCGGCACCUGUGUGACCAGUUUUCGGCAGCCGUCGGGCACAGGAGGGGGCUGCUGAGUCAGUCCCUGGAACUGCACUGCCUCCUGGAGGCGUCCAUGAAGUGGUGCGAUGAGGGGAUUUACCUGCUGGCCUCGCAGCCCGUGGAUAAGUGCCAGUCCCAGGACGGCGCCGAGGCUGCCCUCCAGGAAAUCGAGAAGUUCUUGGAGACAGGGGCGCAAAACAAGGUCCAGGAGCUCAGUAAAAUCUACCAGGACUACGAAGCCAUUCUCACCCAGGACCUGCUGGAGCACGUGCAGAAGGUCUUCCAGAAGCAGGAGAGCACAGAGGAGAUGCUUCACCGCCGGCAGGCCAGCCUCAAGAAGCUGGCGGCCAAGCAGACGCGGCCCGUGCAGCCGGUGGCCCCCCGGCCAGAGGCGCUCACAAAAUCGCCCUGCGCCUCCCCAGGCAUCCGGAGAGGCUCCGACCACCACAGCACCGAGGGCAGCGCCCUCCGGAGGGGGCCCUACAGAAGAGCCAAGAGUGAGGUGAGCGAGGGCCGCGUGCGGGGCAGCUCCGCGGGCGACGAGGAGGAGAGCCUGGCCGUCCUGCGCAGGCACGUGAUGAACGAGCUUCUGGACACAGAGCGGGUCUACGUGGAGGAGCUGCUAUGCGUCCUGGAGGGCUACGCCGCUGAGAUGGACAACCCGCUGAUGGCACGCCUGGUCUCCACCGGCCUUCGGAGCAAGAAGGACGUCCUGUUUGGAAACAUGGAAGAAAUUUACCACUUUCAUCACAGAAUAUUCCUGAGGGAGCUGGAAAACUACCUUGACUGCCCAGAGCUGGUCGGAAGGUGCUUUCUAGAAAGGAUGGAAGAGUUCCAGAUCUACCAGAAGUACUGCCAGAACAAGCCGCGCUCCGAGAGCCUGUGGCGACAGUGCUCCGACUGCCCGUUCUUCCAGGAAUGCCAGAAGAAGCUGGACCACAAGCUGAGCCUGGACUCCUACCUGCUGAAGCCCGUCCAGAGGAUCACCAAGUACCAGCUGCUGCUCAAGGAGAUGCUGAAGUACAGCAAGAGCUGCGAGGGGGCCGCAGACCUGCAGGAGGCGCUCAGCUCCAUCCUGGGCAUCCUCAAGGCUGUGAACGACUCCAUGCACCUGAUCGCCAUCACGGGCUAUGAGGGGAACCUGAGCGACUUGGGGAAGCUGCUGAUGCAGGGGUCCUUCAGCGUCUGGACGGACCACAAGAGGGGCCAUGCCAAGGUGAAGGACCUGGCCAGGUUCAAGCCCAUGCAGCGCCACCUGUUCCUGCACGAGAAGGCCGUGAUCUUCUGCAAGCGGCGGGAGGAGAACGGCGAGGGCUACGAGAAGGCCCCGUCCUACAGCUACAAGCAGUCCCUGAAUAUGACGGCGGUCGGCAUAACGGAGAACGUGAAAGGGGAUGCGAGGAAGUUCGAGAUCUGGUACAACGCCAGAGAGGAGGUUUACAUCGUGCAGGCACCGACUCCGGAGGUCAAGGCGGCGUGGGUGAGCGCCAUCCGGAAAGUGCUGACCAGCCAGCUGCAGGCCUGCAGAGAGGCCAGCCAGCACAGAGCCCUGGAGCAGUCCCAGAGCCUGCCCCUGCCCACGCCGGCCAGCACCAGUCCCUCAAAAGGGAACACAAGAAACAUCAAGAAGUUGGAAGAAAGAAAAACGGACCCGCUAAGCCUGGAGGGAUGUGCGGGACAGAUGCCAUUGCCAAGGCCCCCCGAGAAGGCCAAAGAUGACGCGGUCCCUAGCUCUACCUCCGAAAGCGCUGCACUUUCCAAAAAGCGCUUCGCUCUGCAGAGCUUUGCUGCCCUCAAAGGUCAGAAAGCUUCUCCUCCCAGCCCUGACAAAAAAGCUAAGCGACACCAAGUAAAGAGCGACCCAACGCCUUUUGGUUUACGAGGUUGGAGCAAAACAUCUCACCCCUCAGAGGGCCCUGAGGACAACGAUGGCUGGUCCAGCGCCGAGGAUCCAAUUAACUCCUCAGACGCAGAAGAAGAGGGCGGAGUGGGCCCCCGGAAGCUGGUCUCUGGGAAGUACACGGUGGCGGGAUUGGAGGAGAAGGGGUCUCCGGACGCGCUGGCCCUGAGAAGCGGGGAUGAGGUGGAGCUGCUGCAGGAGGGUGACGAGGGCCUCUGGUAUGUGAGGAACCUGAGCUCCGGUGGCGAGGGCUGGGUGCCCGAGCAGGUCCUGUCCUCGCUUCUCGGCCAACGCAGCUCAGCCGGGUGCCUGAGCAGCCCAGAGUCCAGCGCCGGGUCCGCCUUGCUGAGCGCCUCGUCCAGCUGCAGCGAGAGCUGCCCGGCCCCCCUCGCGGACCUGCAGGCGUAGCCCCGCGGCCGCAGCGCCGCGGCCCCGGGCGCUCAGAGCGCUCCUUCGCUCGGGCCGGCUGCGCGCGGCGAGGGGGCGGUGCCGGGGGCGGCGCCCGGGGAGAGGAGGAGCCGCGUCCCGCCCCGCCCACGGGACCGCCCACGAGACUCGGCUGCCGCGGGGGCCCCAGACCCGAGGAGGAGUCAGGCCUGCGGCCUCUGCACCAGGACGCCGCCACCCCGGCUUCGUCGGGGAAGCGGGACCGCGUCCGCCCCCUCUGGCCCCGCCCGGCCGCCGCUGCGCUUUGGUUUCUGACAUCCCGGUCUGGUGCUUUCUGCAGGAACACGCGUUCUGUGGAACCGCUUCCGAAAGAAGUGACCGAUUCACUGACCCCACAGCUCGGGGCGGAGGUCGAGUUUGUCUUCUACAGAUUUUUUUAAAAGCAGGGAUUAAUCCUACGGCCAUCUUUUGUGGUACUUUGGCCUCUAACCUUUACCAAGAAUCACUGUGUUUACAUGAAAUGACAAUUUGAUACUGUAUUUGAUAUACACCUAUUUUUUGUUACCGGGGUUUACAUUGCGCUGGAUGACCUGGGGCGCUCUCCCAGGCCCACCUGGUCACAGGUGAGCGAAAGUCCGUCCCUGGACAGAAUCAGGCAGCAUUUCUACAAACACAAGCCGUCAGAAACCAAGGAAAUUCCUCCACCUGUGUAGGUUAAUUUUCAGGAGAAAAUUUAAACUAUAAUUUAAAAUCUUAAGCUUCUUUUCUACAGCAAAAAAAUGGGGGACUCUUGUUUUUUUAUCACACUUCACCGAGUGAGGGUAUUUUUAUUGUUUCUACGGACUAUGUAAAGAUACAGCUUUUGUGGGUGUCAUUGGAACCAUACAGUCACUGGAGCCCGGGGAGAACCUGCGCUCCCGGCGCCCCUCCCUUCCCGGCCUGCGUCUCAGAACUGCCCUGUUCCAGCUGCGGGAGCUGCCUGAGCACAGGAGCAGUUUGCCUUCACGUCCAGGCAGAACUGGAAAGGAAAGUCUUCCGUUUACUCUCGUGUUUCGGAAGCAAACUCUGUUCUUCAGCUGCGCUUCUCUCCGUCGGCGGGGCAGGUGUUUCCCUGCGUGUGUAUAUAUGUUCAUGUGUGUACAUAGGCACCUCCCUACCGGGUCUAUUUAUAGCCUCCAUGCUGCUGGCAGUGUGUCACUUUACAGCCCUCCCUGCGCCCACCACACAGGCUCCCGGCCGAGAGCAGGGCCAGGCCUCUCCAGAGUGUGUCUUCAAGGGCGUACAAGCACCGCAGCUUCUCUUCUGGUGAAUAAGUUAUUUGGGAAAUGGUGUGUCACCUCAUUUACUUAAUACAUUCGUUGUUCAGACACCCCCCUGCCACCCCAACCCGGGACUGUCCGUCAUUUCUCUGAUCGCUUCCUCAUAAAGGCACUUUAACACCUCGUGUUUCA